Messenger RNA from Metarhizium album ARSEF 1941, 1209 nucleotides. Its product is annotated as Methyltransferase type 11. The transcript has 4 exons. NCBI's taxonomy places the organism in Eukaryota, Fungi, Ascomycota, Sordariomycetes, Hypocreales, Clavicipitaceae. The coding region runs from base 1 to 1209 and encodes 402 amino acids. The record is from RefSeq and is a predicted model, not a curated record. Gene Ontology annotation, molecular function: methyltransferase activity.
AUGGUCUUAUCAAGAUCUCGCGAGCAGGCCAAGAGCGCCGGAGUCGUCGACCCUGUCCAGUUUAACCAUCGGGAAAACGACCCCGACAAGGUCGAAGCGCCUAUCGAUCCUAGGGAACCGCCACAACCAUCACCACCACCAACAGCAGCAGCAGAAACAGAAGCAGACGUCGCACCAACAGGACCCUCUGCCAUGGUCCGGGCGACACAAGCGCCGGUAAUCGAACCCGGUACUGAGUCUGAUGAUGAAUUCGAUCUGGAUAGUAGUCUCCCGAGCGACGACACGACUGCAAGUUUAUCUUCGAGUAUCUACACCUCCUUCUCGUACGAGCGUGGUCGACGCUACCAAUCAUUCGGAGAUGGCCGGUAUCCCAUUCCCAACGAUGACUUGGAGCAAAACCGGGAGGAUAUGAAGCACGCCAUGUUGAUGAUGCUCACUCAGGGGAAGCCGUUCUUCUCACCGAUAGGGACGCACCCACAAAAGAUAUUGGACAUUGGCACGGGGACCGGGAUAUGGGCCAUAGAAGUCGGUGACAGGUAUCCCAGUGCACAUGUCUGCGGCAUCGAUCUCACACCAAUUCAACCGGAAUGGGUUCCGGCAAAUGUUUCCUUUUUAGUCGACGACUGCACCUUGGACUGGAUAGAGCGAGACGUCGACUUGGCUCAUUUCCGAUUCAUGGUCAUGAUUUUAAAGGACAUUCCUACGGUUCUCGGCCAUUGCUACGAUCACCCUAGGAGUCUCCGUCCCGGUGGGUGGGUUGAGCUACAAGAGCUACAUGGCGUACCGCUCUGCGACGACGGGACAAUGACGGACGAGGAUCCCGUCAAGACCCUCUACGACACCGCCGGUGCCGCAUAUAAGAAAUUUGGCAUGAGCACGACGCUUCCCGCAGAGCUCGAGCCUUACCUCCGCGAAGCUGGAUUCGAAAACGUGCACUGCAGAAUCAUGAAAGUCCCCAUCGGGACGUGGGCCAAGGAAAAACUCAUGAGGGCAAUAGGGCUUUAUCAGAAAAUGGCGAUACUGGACUUUAUCCCAACGCUGGUGGGGCGACCUUUCCAGGCUUUGCAGAUAUCGGAGGCAGAGGCAGAGGUUCGAGUGGCGUUGGCGAGAAAAGGCUUGGAGGACCCGUCGACUCAUCGGUACUUCAACUACUACUUUUGGUAUGCGCAAAAGCCAGCGUCCAGGAGGGGUGAAGAUGAAGAUGUGUAG